Messenger RNA from Dermacentor silvarum, 2049 nucleotides. RefSeq lists its product as uncharacterized. Lineage: Eukaryota; Metazoa; Arthropoda; Arachnida; Ixodida; Ixodidae. The transcript has 6 exons. Bases 527 to 2023 code for a protein of 498 amino acids. The record is from RefSeq and is a predicted model, not a curated record.
UCAGACAGCCGUCGUGCACACCAAAUGCGACCGGUUCGUUACGCAAAUUCAAUACAAUAAAAAAGAAACCGAAACUAGGCGAAAACGAAACCGAACUAUAUUGCGGAGGCAGCGGAGUGACACAACAUUCGUUUGCGGAAGCUUAACUUUGGCCGCUUAGCACACUUAUACAUUGCGUCAUCAGUUGCGCUAGCGUCUUUGUUCCCGUGUGGUAGCUGUGCAAGUCGAUGUUGGCUUUAUCGCGAGCUGCUCGUUAACGGAAGUCGUUGAGUACGUGUAUGAUUGGCUGCUUAUAGCAGCAUCGUGUAUUUGGUGUCUUGUGACAUGCUAUUGCUGCUUCUGGGAGAAAUUUGGAGCGCUCAACGAACGAGACCGGGCACCGCGCUCGUCCACGCUGAAACAAGUUGGAACUUUAUCCAGGGUUACCACUCAUGCUGACUUAGUGGCCACAACAGAAAUUCGUUUUUGGUUCGGAACCAGUCGAGCAUAACCGUGUGUGACUCCCGGCUAACAGAAACUCAAGGUGAUGACUUCACAAUCCAGCCCAGAGGACUUCAUGUCAUUUGUUCAGGAGUGGCUUCCAGCACUCAGCGAGGAGGACUUCACAACCAUUGGUCAGAAACUGGAGGAGUUAGGAGUAAAAUGUGCAGAACACUUCAGAUAUCUACAAGAGUCAGACUUAGACUUCUUAGCCCCUGUGCAAAGGCGCAUCCUACUUGAAAAGUUUCAGACCAUCAGUGCUGCUCCUUUCUCACCUGGGCAGAGUGGCAGUUGUGCUAAGGUGACUUCAGAUGCCAACUCACAGCUAGAUGAAUGGGCUGAGAAAUUUUGCAUCCCUUGGGAAAUGUUUCCGUCAACUUUACUUCAAGCAUGCAAAGCACAAGAAAGGCCUACAAAAGCUGAUCUGAACCAGAUGGUGAGAAUGCUGAGUUCUCUCAUCCUGGAUAAGCAUUCAGCGCCUGGCAGACGGAACCUGAGAAUAAUUGCAUCAAAAGUUGUGUCAAUGUACCCCUCAUCAUUUCAGGAUUUGCUACAGGGUACAGUUGUUGGUACGGGAGUUGAGACAUUGAUGUGGAAGCUCGAAAACUGCAUCAACAACAAGAAGAGACCAAUUGCACAUGUGCUGCCUGCAGAAAUUGUUGAUGACCCAGACUCAUUCCAGCCACGUCCACGAUCUACCCGUGACUCCUAUGGUUGCAUAGCAUGGCAGCCGGAGUUACCGAGUGGAGAAAGUUUGUUGACACAGCGGGAAAAGCAGCAGCAGCUCCUUUCUGAGUAUGCUAAAGUGCAUCCCAACAAGCAGCUUGUCACUCGUUUAAUGAUUGAGACGUAUGCAUCACAAAGACUGACCAUUAAUCAGUCGGGGAGUGUGACAGAGGUAAAAAAAAACUGGCCAUUUUUGUUUACUGAAGACUUCCUUCUUGAGCAUUCCAAGAAGCUACUUGGUACUGAGGUUUGCCAAAGAAUUGAUGCCAGCAUGGAAAGCAUUGGGCUUCGUGUAUAUCGUUAUGCUUAUAGUCAGAUGAAGAGGCCAAAGGUGAAGAAAUGUCUCGAAGAAAUUGAACAAGCCAAGAACCGUCUCAAGAGUGUGACACCAGAACAUGAAGGUGCACCUGUUCUUCUCCUUGCCCUGUUUGACGAGGAUGAAGAGCUCAUCUACAAGACUGUUGAGGAGACCGCCCAUGAUGAUGACUUGGGAGACAUGCCAGUGACGCCCAUAAUAUGUAUGAAAGGACCAGGUCUCUUUGAGGCAGAAAUGUUUACUGUCUGUGUGGAUGGUGUUGCGAUAUUGACUACUCAGCGGGCUGCAGCUUUCAAAGUCAUGUUCCUCUUAUACUUCGUUCUUAACAUAGAGUAUCCACCUGAAGUGGCUUUGACAUUGGAGUUUGUGCAGAGGGCAAUCGCGGGCAUCAACCCGGAAAGAAGCACAAAGGCACGACGAACGUCGAAGAAGCAGUAUUGUUUGUCGCCAAAAGUCGCUGCCUUGGCAAAUGCCCUGGAUCAAUACAAGUUCGAAGCUUGAGUUUGACCUCUAAAUAAACAGUAAAA